GGAAGACCUGCGCCUACACCAACCACACGGUGCUGCCCGAGGCCUUGGAGCGCUGGCCCGUGCCCAUGUUUGAGAAGCUGCUGCCCCGGCACCUGGAGAUCAUCUACGCCCUCAACCAGCAGCACCUGGACAGAGGACGGUGGUCCAGGACCAGGGGAACUUAGCACUCAGGCGUGCUCACAGUCCAUUUUUCUAACCUUCUGGAUGACACAGUGGCAGUUCCCACUGGUCAGGAUGUGGCUGCGCCCUGCCGGGCCAGCGGGGACCACACCCUCUGUUCCUGGACAUCGCUCGGCAUGUCCUGGGCAUCCGGGCCUCCUGUCUCCUCCCACAGGGCAGCCCCGCCAGCGUGUGGCCGCCCUGUUCCCCGGGGACGUGGACCGCCUGCGGAGGAUGUCCGUGAUCGAGGAGGGGGACUGCAAGCGCAUCAACAUGGCCCACCUGUGUGUCAUCGGGUCCCACGCUGUCAACGGUGUGGCCAGGAUCCACUCGGAGAUUGUGAAGCAGUCGGUCUUUAAGGAUUUCUAUGAGCUGGAGCCAGAGAAGUUCCAGAACAAGACGAACGGCAUCACGCCCCGGCGCUGGCUGCUCCUGUGUAACCCGGGGCUGGCUGACACCAUCGUGGAGGUAAGAUGGCACCUCCGAGCCCAGCGCCUGCAGGUGCCUUGCAGUUGGGACGCCCGGCGAGGGAGGGCUGGGCUGGGCAGUCGGUCAGCAGCCCCAGUAGCCGGUGCCAGAGCUGAGAGGUGAGGUCCUGGGCCCAGGCCGGCUGCCAACCGGAGGCCUUCGUGAGCCGGACACGUGGUCGCUACCGACUUGCUGACUUGCUCGCUCAGGAAGGCAGGUGCCGGUGGGGGUGGGCCUGGGACGAGGGCUGCAUGUCAGGGCGGGCUUCCCCAAGAGGGACGGACGGCAGAGCUGAGGUCUCAGAGCUGACGGGAGGCGG
Molecule: messenger RNA, 946 nt
Organism: Vicugna pacos (alpaca)
Lineage: Eukaryota; Metazoa; Chordata; Mammalia; Artiodactyla; Camelidae
Source: RefSeq, a predicted model, not a curated record